AUGGCGUCGGGUUACGACGACGCGAUGCUGGGCGAACCUGGUCAUGGCGACCAAUCCCGCGACCAUACCGGCUCCGACGUGCCUCCGCACCCCGAUUCAAGCUGGCAGAACGGUGGGCAACACCGGACGAGGACGCCUGACAGCAGCUAUCGCCCUAGGCCGCCCGCCUCUGCACCGGGCACUCCUAAUCCUCCUCCCCCCGGAUGGGCUGAGGAUCAGCCGCCCCGCAAAAUAGCAUCCAAGUUCUUCCCGGCCGACGACGAGAACGGCCAGGGACAGUAUCCCCUAUGCGAGACGGACUACUUCCGCCGGUUGGGCCUCCUCUGUUACCAGUGCGGGGGCGCCCUGCGUGGCUCAUACAUCACCGCCCUAGACCGAAAGUACCAUGUCGACCAUUUUACCUGCUCAUUAUGUUCGACGAUAUUCGGCGCCCAGGAUAGUUACUACGAGCACGAUGGGAAUGUUUACUGCCAUUAUCACUAUUCGACACAGUUUGCGCAGCGUUGCAAUGGCUGCCAGACAGCCAUCCUGAAGCAGUUUGUCGAGAUCUUUAGGAACGGCCAAAACCAGCAUUGGCACCCCGAGUGCUACAUGAUUCACAAGUUUUGGAAUGUGCGCCUGGCGCAGCCCACAGAUUCACCGCCCGCUCUCAAGAGUUCAGAUGAUCGUGCGGGCAGAGACCUCAUCCGCGAGGAGGAGGAGCGCAUGGAGGAGAAGGUCUUCCGAAUAUGGAGUGUACUCUCGACUUUUGAGGAAUCAUCGGCCGCUUGUAUAUCCGACAUGCUCCUCCACGUUAGCAACGGUGCCUAUGUUGAUGGAGUUUUGGUCGCGAAGCGCUUCAUAUGGCACGUCGAGAUCUUGUUCCAAUCGGCGGACCGACUCGACGCGACAAUGGUGGGCCUGAAUGAGAAAGGUAUGUCUUACGGCCGAGAAGCCAAGCUUUUAUGUAAGAAGAUUGUGUCCUUCUUCUCCUUGCUGUCAAAGACGCAAGACAGUGGUGGCCACAAGCUGGGUGUCACACAGGAACUGCUGUCCCUCGUCACUGGUCUCGCCCACUACCUCAAACUCCUCAUCCGAAUUUGCCUUCAAGGGGCGCUGCGCCUCGAGCGUGAAGCCAGCGCCUCCACCGGUCUCUACCAGUUCCUCGACGACCUGAGCGACCUAGACGCCGUCAAGAACGACAAUGGCCAGCUGCAAGUGAACGCGGACGGUUCGCGACUAUCAUCGCACGACUCGGACCACUGCACCCUCUGCCAUAGAUCUGUCGAGGACGAGUGUGCCAAGAACGCCGACAUGAGGUGGCAUCUGACCUGCGUCAAGUGUACAAGGUGUGGGCGUGAGCUCGGCCGUGCCUUGCAGGAAGCCCGUUUCAACGCCUUCGACCGCAAGAUUUACUGCACAAACUGUGUUGGCCCCAACGCCGAAUCCGCAAUGAAGUUUGAGCAUAUUUCCAAGCUGCAGCAAUACGUAUUCCUUCUCCGGGUUGCUCUGGCUCGCCUGCUGGAUAUUCUAAGAGCCAAUGGAACCCUUCCGCGCUCCGGCGAAGACCCCAACAGUAACGGUUAUGGCGCAGCUGGUGGCCAUGACAACGAUGCAAGGCCGCGUGCUGAUUCUCGGUCACGGGGUCCAGGUGAUAACAAGGACAGUCAUCGUGAGUCGUCUUAUGAGAACACUCUGAAUGAUGUACGCAGACUCCGAAGUACGCGAUUAGAUCGUCACUUGUCAUCUAGUGUGCGACAAGCCCGAACCUCUCGCGUAAUGGAUCCCGACGGUCGGGCACCACGCCCUGGCUCAGCUGGAGACGGUGGGCAAGGCCAUGGCCCCCAAGGUUCUACCGAUCUCAUGUUUGGGCAGAACGACGGCAUCACCCUCGAUGACAUUCCGAGGAUAGUAGCUGUUGAGCAGUCCCGAGAACAGCAGCAAAGGACUCCACAGCCCUUCUCUGAUCGCUCUCUUGACGCACCAGGCGGCUCAGGCCAUCAGCGAUCACAGUCGGCCGAUCGUGAGCGAGAAUUCCGUGGUGAUGGCUUCCCCGAGCGAAUCGGCCGCAAGUUCUUCUCGGAGCUUUCUGGCCUCGAAUACUUCAACGUCCGCCAUCUCGCCGUUCUCACCAUGCAACCCAUGAUUGAGCAAGAGUUCACACUGGAUGAGCUUCUGAGCUUCAUCGAGUCGCGUAAGCAAGCGACCUUCUGGAAGAAUCUUGGAAAGGCAUUCAAGAACGACAAGAACAAGAGUGUCAAGAAGAAGGGUGUGUUUGGUGUACCACUCGAAAUCAUCAUCGAGAGGGACGGUGCAGAGUCUACAGACGGCGUCGGACCCGGCACACUUCGCAUCCCAGCUGUUAUCGACGACAUUGUAUCUUCGAUGCGCAAGAUGGAUCUCUCAGUCGAGGGUGUGUUCCGAAAGAACGGCAACAUCAAGAAACAGCAAGGUCUGGUAGAGAAGAUCAACACCGAAGGAUGCGAUGUGGUAAACUUUAUGGAACAGCCCGUCAUCCAGCUCGCAGCUCUUCUCAAGCGUUACCUGCGAGAUCUGCCGGACCCCCUGAUGACACACAAACUGUACAGGCUAUGGAUCAGUGCAGCCAAGAUCUCAGACGCAGAGAAGAGGAAGCAGUGUCUACACCUCACAUGCUGCCUUCUCCCCAAGAGUCACCGAGACAGUCUCGAGAUUCUCUUCAGCUUCCUUAAGUGGGCAGGGUCCUUCCACCAGCUGGACGAGGAGGUUGGUUCCAAGAUGGACAUCAGAAACCUUGCGACUGUUAUUGCACCCAACAUCCUUACGAACCCAUCCAGAGCACCCGCCCUGGAUAGCGAGGCCAUUUAUGUUAUUGAUGCUGUAGAAAUGAUGAUUACGCAUAUCGAGGAGAUGUGCCAGGUUCCCGACGAGAUCCUUGGCCUCCUCAACGACCCCUACAUCUUCAGCAACAGCGGAGAGAUCACAACCAAGGAGAUUCUCAAGCGGUUCCAAGAUCGACGGGGGCAGAUCUCGAUCACUGAGGUCAACGAGGUCUACAACCGUCAAGACAACUCUACACGACCACCAGCCCGGCGAGUAGAGACGGACCCUGCCCUGUGGCAGGGCGAAGCCAGCGUCCGCCCCAUGCAAGACCCUCCUAUGCCCCAUGCCAACAACGGUCCAGGCACGCCUCCGACACGCUGGAGGGGUCGGAAUGAUCUAGCCAACCCUUCACCGUACGCUGCCAACCAGUUCAACCAGUCGGACAGCCAGCUCGAUAGCGCCGAGCACAGCAGGCGACGGGAAUGGCGCAACUCGGGUCUCGCCCGGCAAGGCAGCGGGCUUGGUGUGUCGGGCAACUCAUGA
Messenger RNA from Fusarium vanettenii 77-13-4, 3324 nucleotides. RefSeq lists its product as uncharacterized. The transcript has 4 exons. Gene Ontology annotation, biological process: actin cytoskeleton organization; signal transduction. Lineage: Eukaryota; Fungi; Ascomycota; Sordariomycetes; Hypocreales; Nectriaceae. Gene Ontology annotation, cellular component: cytoplasm. The coding region runs from base 1 to 3324 and encodes 1107 amino acids. The record is from RefSeq and is a predicted model, not a curated record.